Messenger RNA from Chenopodium quinoa (quinoa), 1059 nucleotides. Its product is annotated as putative F-box protein At3g47150. Bases 1 to 1059 code for a protein of 352 amino acids. NCBI's taxonomy places the organism in Eukaryota, Viridiplantae, Streptophyta, Magnoliopsida, Caryophyllales, Amaranthaceae. The transcript is spliced from 4 exons. The record is from RefSeq and is a predicted model, not a curated record. Gene Ontology annotation, molecular function: protein binding.
AUGGACAUGCAUUUACCAGAAGAAUUGUUGGUGAAUAUACUAAUCAGAUUGCCAGUAAAAUUGCUGCUUCGAUUCAGGCGUGUUUGUAAAUCUUGGUGCUCUCUAAUUUCCCACUCUGAUUUCAUUCUUUCACACCUUCAUCAUAAUCAGGUUGCUCAAAACUAUAAUGUUCUACUUAGAAAAUAUACUUUGGAUUAUGAGCAUGAUUUUUAUAGUUUGCAUUCUGAUAAUGAAGAAUUCAAUCAAAUUCAAACCCUAGAUUUCCCAAUUGAUUACUUUACCUUUGCUGGUAGUGUUAAUGGUUUGAUAUGUUUGUGGGAUAGAAAUUUGGCUACAACUUACAAAACUGUGAUACUUUGGAAUCCCGCCUUAAAAAAGUGCAUCACCCUUCCUGAGUUGAGAUUGAACCUAUCGAUUGAAAGGGUUAAAAGUAGUUCGUGUUUCGGGUUUGGGUAUGAUGUUUCGUCAAAUGACUACAAAGUUGUCAUGUUGAUUACAUAUAGGAGUAUGAUAGAUGACUAUUCUCCUGACGAAAUUGCAACUGCUGUUUUCUCCCGUAGUCGAAAAUCGUGGAAGACCCUUGAUUUUGCGACUCUUGCGAUCGAUACAACAUUUGGGUUAUGGGAGAUGAUGGUGUUGCUAAGUCGUGGACCAAGACGUACAGUUGGUUUUAGUAAGAAAGGAUUGUUGCUAGUUUUUGGGAAAGGUGUUUUUUUAGUUAUUGGUGAAGAUGUACGAGUUGUGAAUUAUGUGCCUUCUGGCCCUCAAACUCUUAAAGAUAUGGAUAGUUUUAUGACUCGAUGGCAAGUGGAUUCAUACCAAGAGAGUUUAGCUCUACUCCAAGAAGGUGAUGAUCUACCCUUGUCGCCAGCAAGCUUUGGCAGUGGCAUGUACGUGGGAAGCAGUGACAAUCUGGAGAACAUUGUAACAAAUUCUGUUCAUUUUAGGAAGCUAUGGUUAAGUAAAAUGCAGAUUUACUGUAAUGGCAUCAAUUCUGAAGAGGCUGUCACUGGCUCACUGCAGCAGCUUGAUAAAGUUUUCGAGCUGUGGCUUUCUUAA